AUGGCGUCGUCACCAUCCUCCGCCUUGACGGGCGUCAUCAUCGGUCUGGUGUCCUCAUUUGGCUCCAUCGUCCUCAUCUUCCUCAUUGUAUUCAUCUUCUGGGCAUCUGGAUGCGCUGGCUCAGGCCGAAUCAUUCUCGACCGCAUCGGCCGACCCGGUGAAUAUGACGAUGAGCAGGCAUUUGCAAGGGAAGAGGCUGAGGCCUUGGAGAAUAUGGACGACAUGUCCAGGACCGAGUAUCUGAGGGCUAAAGCAUUUGUUACUGCGAACCCUCCCGAAUCCGCGCAAACAGACAUCUCGCUCUCACAGUACCUUGCUAUUCAAGAAAAGGGUGUCUCUGCCUGGGAAUUUGAACCCGAACUGGAAAUUGCGAAUUGCUUCGUCGAGGCCCGAACCGAAAUUGAAUUCUUCGACUCCGAAUGCACCGUCAUGAGCAAUUUGCCUGUGCCCAAGCAGAAUGACGUCUACUACUGGGAAGCCAAGGUUUACGACAAGCCCGAAAACACACUGAUUGCCAUCGGUAUGGCCACCAAGCCAUACCCUCUCUUUAGAUUACCAGGCUACCACAAGUAUUCUGUCGCCUAUCAUUCAAACGGCUCGCGUCACUACAACCAGCCAUUCAGCCGAACUCCAUAUGGUCCCCACAUUGUCACCGGCGAUGUUAUUGGUGUCGGAUACAGACCACGGACAGGCGUCAUCUUCUUCACACGCAACGGGAAGAAGCUCGAAGAGGUUGUUCAUGGCUUAAAGUCCCAAAACUUCUUCCCAGCCAUCGGAGCAAACGGCCCCGCUUCAGUCCACGUCAAUUUCGGUCAAUCUGGUUUCGUCUUCAUCGAGGCAAAUGUCAAGAAAUGGGGCCUGGCCCCUGUCACGGGCAGUUUGGCUCCUCCGCCUCCGUACGGUUCUGAGCAAGGCAGCAUUCUCCUGGAAACUGGUACCAAAGACGGCUUUUCGUAUUCACAAGGUCGCGCUCAUCGACACUCCGUGAGCGGCACACCGUACAACGUCCGAGCUGCCGAAAAUGACUUGAACCUGAACGUACAGCACGGUCGAUCACGGAGCGGAAAUUUCAGAGUUCUUCCUCCAACUAGCCCCGGUCCCGUCCGAAGUCCAACCGAUAUCUCCCUUGCCCAACUCGUACCAUCGGAUGAGCAUGGUGAGCCUAGUAGCAGCAGCACGAAUCUCGCCGAUGAGCAACAUUUGGAUCAGAAUCCCCUCCAUCUCCAUCUUGAAGACGCCACCAACCCGCCGCCCGAUUACUCAAGUCCAAGGCUCCAUCAGGGCCGUAAUCGACAAUACAGCAGCGACAGUGAAGAGGAGGAAUACACCCCUCUCAUCCAUGUUAUGAACCGCAGUAGAGGCGAAUCAUCCGCGACAAUACGGCCUGCAGGACACGGCCAACCGGCUUUACCCGAGGAUCCGGUUCCAAGCUACAGCGACGCGAUACAACAGGGGGCGAGCCCACUACGCCGUGAAAGAAGCGACAGUUCUGAAUCUGACGGCUCAAAUCACAGCUCGAAUAGCGGAACUUCAUCAAGCUAA
Molecule: messenger RNA, 1542 nt
Organism: Trichoderma gamsii
Lineage: Eukaryota; Fungi; Ascomycota; Sordariomycetes; Hypocreales; Hypocreaceae
Product: protein ssh-4
Exons: 3
Coding region: 1-1542 (513 amino acids)
Molecular function (GO): protein binding
Source: RefSeq, a predicted model, not a curated record